Messenger RNA from Diospyros lotus (date-plum), 2509 nucleotides. Its product is annotated as general transcription and DNA repair factor IIH subunit TFB1-1-like. Gene Ontology annotation, cellular component: transcription factor TFIIH core complex; transcription factor TFIIH holo complex. Gene Ontology annotation, biological process: transcription by RNA polymerase II; transcription by RNA polymerase I; nucleotide-excision repair. The record is from RefSeq and is a predicted model, not a curated record. The transcript has 20 exons. NCBI's taxonomy places the organism in Eukaryota, Viridiplantae, Streptophyta, Magnoliopsida, Ericales, Ebenaceae. The coding region runs from base 313 to 2175 and encodes 620 amino acids.
CAGAGGUUUUCGCAAGGCUCAUGCCAUUUGCACCAGGUGGCGCUGGCGCCCACAACCUCAGACGACGCGACGGCGAUUGGCGGUCCUGCACCCGUCACUCCCAGUCUCUAAGCACAGGAUCGCUGGUCUUUCUCCAAUAGUAUAUAUCUAGAUCGCAAGUGGUUUCUCGACUUUCCAGCAGCAUAGCCCUAGAAGAAACCGACUCACUGUUCUCUAUUAUUUUCCCUGCCCAAAUUGUUCAGAUCAGUGCGGAAUUUUGUUGCCUUAGCUCGAUUGGUUUCGAUUUGAUCCUCUCGUCUUUGUAAUCCGAGAAUGGGAGGCGGGAAGGUCGUCAAGCGUGCCAAGUACAAGCCUUCAGUGAAGGACCCUGGUGUUCCUGGCGUACUGGACAUGACAGAGGAAAGGUUCAUCUUCAGGCCUAACAACCCAGGAUCUUCACCAAGCCUUGACGUACAGUUCAAGUUGAUUAAAGGACACAAGUUCACCAAGGAGGGAUCACAUAGGCAAGCACUGCUUAAUCUCACUCAUGGACAGGGUGGGAGUUACAUUUUUGAGUUUGAAAACUUCUCUGAUCGUGAUGUUUGCAAAGAGUUUGUAGGCAAUGCUAUUGCCAUUGCUGGAGAAGCUGGCAAAAGUGGUGGCAAAAGUGGCUCUGAGAAAUCUGCUGUUACACCUCAUGAUGAACAACUUACCACUGCAGAAAUGGAGCGUCGGAUUAAGCUACUGCAGGAAGAUGGUGAGUUGCAGAAACUCCAUAAGCAAUUUGUGAUAGGAGGUGUUUUGACAGAAGCUGAAUUUUGGGCAACAAGGAAGAAGUUGCUGGAAGGAGACGCCCGAAAGGUGAAAAGACAGCGGGUGGGGUUUAAAAGUGCAAUGCUUGCAGAUGUCAAACCAUCAGCUGAUGGUCGGUCAAAUCGAGUUACUUUCAACUUGACGCCAGAGAUUAUUCAUCAGAUUUUUGCUGAGAAACCAGCUGUUCAUCAAGCAUUCCUGAAGUUUGUUCCCAAUAAGAUGACAGAAAAGGACUUCUGGACCAAAUAUUGCCGAGCAGAGUACCUUCACAGAACAAGAAAUACCGUUGCUGCUGCAGCAGAGGCUGCUGAAGAUGAAGAGCUUGCUGUUUUCUUGAAACAUGAUGAUGUAUGGCAAAAUGAAGCUCGGCGUAAGAUUAGACAGGUUGAUCCAACUCUAGACAUGCAAGCUGAUGAAGGGGAUGACUACAUUCAUCUUCCGGAUCAUGGGAUCUCUUGUGAUGGCAGCAACGAUGCUAUUGACUCACAAUACGAAGAAUAUAGAAGGUCUCUUUCGCAAGUCCUUAAUCGGCAUGGUGCUGUUGUUCUUGAGGGGAGAUCCAUAGAUGUGGAGUUGGGAGACACAAGGUCUGUAGCUGAAGCUCUUGCGAGGUCAAAACAGGUUGAGUUGGCUAACGAAGCAAACCAGGUACGCUUGGAUCGAAUUUCUCAGAUGGCUGAGAUUGAGGAUCUUCAGGCUCCUCGUGAGCCCCCAUUGGCACCACUUUUCAUCAAGGAUCCUCGAGACUACUUUGAUUCUCAACAAGCUAAUGCAUUGAAAACUUUGGGAGAUACACUAGCUGGAAGAAGAGAAAUGAAGUGCAGUCUGAGUACCAGAGAAGCCUAUGGUUCUUUGAGAGACUGUAUAUGUGAGAUUAAAAUUGCUGGAUUGAGUGAGCCCACAGUUAAACCUGAAGUUGCUUUUAAGGUUUUUAACGGAUUGACCCAGAAUAUUUCAAGUUCCAAAUAUCAUCUUGGGAAGAAUCCACGGGAGAGUGUGUUGGAUAGGUUGCCAGACAUUGUUAAAGAGGAACUCUUACUUCAUUGGACAUCCAUUCAGGAAUUACUUAAGCAUUUCUGGUCAUCAUAUCCAAUCACAACUUCAUACCUUUUUGUCAAGGUAGGAAGACUGAAGGAUGCCAUGUCACAAAUAUAUCCGAAGCUACAGGAGAUCAAGGAAAAGGUGCAGUCAGAUUUCAGGCAUCAAGUUUCCCUUCUUGUUCAACCAAUGCUUCAGCCUGAUGCACAGAGACCAUUUUGGUGCAGGCUCUGGAUGCUGCUUUUGCACAUUAUGAUGCAGACUCGCAGAAGAGAUCUGGCAAGACGGGCGAUAGACCCAAUGGAGUCGUGUAGGAGACUUUCCCUGUUGGUGAUGCCUAUAUAGCAGUUGCAAUUGUGUGCAUCACAGCGAUCAAAUACAACUGUACAUCUAAUGAAAUUUUGCUUUUGUCUUGAGAGAAAAGGUUGGCAUAAUAUAUGUUGCAUUGAAAUGAUGAUACUAUCUAUUAAUUGUCCAAUUUUUGGCUUAUAGCUUAUAUCCAACGACUGUGAUUCUACUACAGCUCUGUUUAGUUUUUCUCUGAUUCUUCUUCGGGUUAUAUCACACUUUGACAAAUAUAUUUUACUUUUCAAUAUACAAUUAUUAAGAAACCAUAUCAAAACUUUGUAACAAAUGAAUUAUUCAUACAUAGUUGAUUGUUACUACAAUUAUCAAAUGA